This is a messenger RNA of Acanthocheilonema viteae, 384 nucleotides long. The record is from the annotation of a GenBank genome assembly. NCBI's taxonomy places the organism in Eukaryota, Metazoa, Nematoda, Chromadorea, Rhabditida, Onchocercidae.
AUGACGGAAUCAAGUCCAGAUGAAGUGGUUCAAGGUAGUGCUGCUAUGCUGUUGAGUAAUGGAAUUAUGGGGAUUGUCCAACCGGCAGUAGAACGUCUCGACAAUCAGGUUCAUCAGGCGCGUGCUAGUCAAUACACCUUGAAUAUGCAUAUCCGAGAACUGGCGCAAUAUUUGAAAGAAAUUUCGGAUGAGCAACAAGCACCAUAUGAUUUAGACUUCUAUGUGCGAAAGUUGGAUGAUUCCAAAAAACGAGUUACAGUUGUUGGGAAUGUUUUGCAAAAUGUACAUGAUCGAUUGAGCCGCUUGCAGCGUAAUAUCGCUCGUCAAGUCUACCAACAAAAACAACGUAUCAUACAGCCAGUGCCAUCACCACCAAUUCGUUGA